Ilyonectria robusta is the source of this 4681-nucleotide messenger RNA. RefSeq lists its product as uncharacterized. The transcript has 3 exons. The record is from RefSeq and is a predicted model, not a curated record. Bases 43 to 4431 code for a protein of 1462 amino acids. NCBI's taxonomy places the organism in Eukaryota, Fungi, Ascomycota, Sordariomycetes, Hypocreales, Nectriaceae. Gene Ontology annotation, biological process: protein localization to kinetochore; mitotic sister chromatid biorientation; mitotic spindle assembly checkpoint signaling.
GGGGAACUGUUUGUCACGACAAGAUCAAACAACACCACCAAAAUGGCACCUUCAGCUGAUGCCACGGUGCCCGCAACGCGGCGCACGCGCAAGUCUAUUAGUUCGCAUACUGACAUGCGAAGGGCAAUGGAGAAAGAGAAUGCGACAGUCGACGUCACUAGCACGCUGGCUGCCAGUCGCAAGAAAUCAAGAAGCAAGAGUCUUGGCCCUGGAGGACUCGAUGCUCUGAGGCAAGGUAGCGGUAAUCGUCGCGCAUCUUUAGCAGCGCCCGCGAAACCCCCGCGCUCGAUCCUCAAACCAACUAUUUCUUCGCUCCCCGAGAUCCCACCGAUGAAACCCAAGCAGGCAGACUUGAUAGAUUUUAGCGAACCGUCGAAAGAAACAACCCUCGCCAAGCCAGCAGCUGGGGAGCCCAAUGGCUCAAAGGUUGCUGUUCGGACGGAGGAGGAGCAACAGGCCGCUGCCAGGGACCGAGAGGAGCGAGAUCGCCGCGAUGCUCGUCGCAAGUCCCUAGCCAACCGAAGAGUAUCAUUUGCUGCCGAGGCGACGCUUCACACAUUUCAUGAAAUUGAGCACAUGCCAGACCAGACGAAUGCAGGGAAACGAAAUGCUGGCCGUGGCCAGUCACAAAAUGCCCCCGAGCCUGCCAACAACGAGGAAGAGCUUCAUCAAAGAAAGCAACGCCGGAGCUCAGGGCUUCCGGCUCUCAACUUUCACGACUCGGAUGACGACACCAACACCUCGACUAUUUACAGCGAUGACUCCGAGCUUGCGGACGCGGUGGAAGAUGUCGAAGAUGAGGGCUCAAGCAGCGACUCCGACGACGGAACUAUGAUGACUAUCGAUGGGGAAGAGGUUACUGGCACCACAGUUGCAUCAGACAGAUCCGUUGACGAAACCGGAGAUUCUUCGACCCUUGACGCAGCCCUCAGACUUGCAGCACGGACAGCUGGAAACCAGCGUUUGGGAGAUGACGAGAGUGAAGAAGACGAUGGAGAAGAGUUUAUCCCCUCCUUUGGAUGGGGGGGCCAAGGCAGCAAGCCGAAUUCUGCAGUCCAAGACCAAGAAAACAAGUCCUCUCAACCACACUCUCAACCACACUCUCAACCACACUCUCAACCACAGCAAUCGCAACCCCACCAACCGGCCAAUGACGAUACGGACAUGGACAUGGACAUGGACAUGGUCAUGGAUGAGACCCGAGCUGUUGGCGGCAUCAUUAGGUCUGCGGUAGCUCAAGAACUUGAACCCGAGGAGGAAAUGUCCAUGGAUGUCACUCGUGUACUUGGCGGCAUUCUCCCCCAACUCCGGACCGAGAAGCAGCAACACCCUAUGGUGGAAGACGAAGACGACGAUGCCCCGAUGGAAGAGGCAACUAUGGAGUUCACUACCGCCAUUGGCGGCAUCCACCGGCAUCCACCUGACGAAGAUGAUGAAUCGGAAGACAACGAGGACAUGUCUAUGGAGCUCACAACUGUUAUGGGUGGCGUGUUGUCACAGCAAAAGAGGACAAGCAUAGCGGCUACCCGAAGAAGGACGAUCAAUCGAACCAAAAAUCUUGCGAUGGACGAAACUGCAAUGGAUAUGGACAUGGACAUGACCGUUGGCGUCGGUCGAAUCAUCUCUGCAACUCUUGAUAACGAGGGCAAUGACGAUGACGAUGAAGAUGACGAAGCGGACGCUACAAUGGGAAUGGAAAUGACGACGGCUAUCGGCGGCAUUCUCAACAAUGGAGCGAAUGGCUCACGAAACCUUGGGAAGCAGAUCAUGGAGCAAGAAGCUGAUAUGCCUGAUAGCCCUGUCAAGGCGGUUAUAGCUACGGUGAACCAGACCUCGCCUGCUAAGCAGCUAGCAGCCCAGAAUACACUUGAGGCUUCGCCAGAGACAAUCAGCCCUGGCCUCUCAGCCUUCCAUGGGAAUGGAUUGCGACGCAGUGUUGGCCCUCAAGUCUCAACACAACAACAGUCUCCUGAGAUACUCCGAACCCCGUCUCCCGCGAAAUUCUCUGUGACAUCACAAUCAGGGGCACGAAAGACCAAGACUCCAACACCUGUCAAGCCUUCAACGCCUCGGGUCAGCUCAGCUUCCUCGACCAAGAUUACCCCGAGGGCCUCGAUGAGAAAUUCGCGGUCUGCAUCUCCGAAGCGACCAUCUCCUGCAAAGUCGAAUACCAGAACACCUUCACCAGUAAAAUCUGCCCAGAGAAAGAAGAGUCUUUUCCAGGAAGAUCUCAUGACAGGCAACAAAACACCGACGGUCGUUUUGACCCCUCAAACUCGGAGACUUUCUGGAGUUGGUGCCGAUCGAGCUGGCCUGGGAUCUCCGCAGGUUGCCGCGUUGUUUGACCGAAGAGGCUCAAUUGGAGACAUGGCCAGCACGUUUGUUCCUGGGCGGAAGGGGGUCUCAUUCCAGAACCCUCAGGAAAUGGUGGACGAACUGGAAAAAGAGCGCCAAGAUGAAGAGGACAAAGAAAAUCGACGCAGAAUCCUUGAACGCGAAGCCGAUGGGGAAGCUACUCUCAACCUCAGAGAGAUGAUUGAUAGUAUGAGUCCUAAGCGACACCCGCUGAAAGGCCGCAAGAGUCUUCACGUUGGCAGUGCUAAGGGAAUCCUUGGAAAGCGACCAAACGAGCUUGACGACGAAGACGAGGCAGAGGAAAAUGACGGCAUCAAGAGGCUUAAGGGGCAUCAGAGCAGCCCGGUGAAGAACGUCAAACUGAAGCAGCCGCCUUCCAAAGCUGAGACGACCGGCCGACUCACGACAUCACUUCGAAAGAGUUUCCAGCCAAAUUUCAACAGCUCUACACCAACCCUAUCUUCUCCUCAACGAUCUAGCCCAGCCACGACUCCCAAGAACCAGGGCCGUUUCAAGGAUAUCCAAGACGACCACACCAGUCACUCAGUAAACUUUGCGGACUCAACGGUGAAGGAUGCUGCUCAGCUCGAAGACGAAGCCGAUGGGGAGCGUAUUCACCUCCAAGACUUCCUCAACAUGACUUCCAUCCGGUUUAUGGAAUUGACCACCACGAAGCGCCGCCAUACCACCGUCCCUGGAACCCUACAGUCCGGCUUUUCCGCCGAAGGCGAGGACGAUUUAUCUCUUCAACGAUGUGUUGUGGCUGGUGCUUGCACGGUGCCCAUGUUGGAGCUGUACCAGCACUCUUGCCGGGAGCUGAAAAAAUACAUCUCUGAAGGGCGACGGAUGGUCAAGGAGAUUGAGACUGACACGUUCGAGGAGAACCCGACCCUGUUUAAGGAGUACAUGGCCGCUACGCCCGAAGUGAAAGCUCUUAUGGACAACCAGUUCAAGAACGUCAAGACCCACGCCCGACUUCUGAGCAAGGCCAUGUGGUACGAGUGGCGCAUGAAACUUCAAGAUGGACUCAAGGACGGCCUCGUGAGGAUUGAUGAAGGUAUGGAGGUCGAUCAAGAGUGCCUCGAGAAGCAGAAGGCUCUUCUUGACUCUGUUAUGCCUGCCCUCCAGACUCGCUACAAUGCGCUUGUGGAGGAAAGCAACAACCUCGAAGAGGUCGCACAAGAACUAGCUGAUUGCGAUCCGUCCGAACUCGAGGCUGCGCGUGAGGAGCUGUCUUCUCUAGAUGACGACAUCGAACACAAGAAGAAGCUUAUUGCUCAGCUUCACGAGCAGUUCAAGGCAUCAGAGGCUGAUAUCGAAACUUUGACGGCCCAGAAGCAGCAGUGCCUCGGGGAUAUCAAAGAGUCCGAGACCAUUCGCGAGGAGUGUCGCGGCUGGACUAGCACAGAGGUCAACAGCCUCAAAGCCCGCGCCGAUGUAAUUGAGAAAGAGCAUGGCUGGUCUGUGACUGGGAUAUCUGGCACGACAUUGUCCAUGGCGUACAAGCGCGAAAUCGAGAUUGUUUUUGACAUUGCAGCCUUCCGAACUCAUAAGCCCAACUCGAGAAUCGACCUCUGGUACAUCGCCGACGCAAGGGAGCGUGACCCGCUUCCCAAGACGAUCGAGAAGGAAUUUUUCCUCCAAUGCAUCCGUGAUCAUAUUCGGGCACUACCACAGAGUCGCACAGAGACCUCUCAUCUGCUUAACAUGGUCCGACUUGCUUGGGACAAGGCUAGCUGGGUUUCGUCUCAGAUCAGCCGCCUCAACGUCACAUUCCCCACAACGGUCAAGAAGACAUCUGAUUCCAAUGUGGCGAUGUCGACUUCUUUGUUACUGGUCCCCCUUGAGACUCGGGUAGAAGCUACGUUGAACCUGAGCGGCCAAAGUGGACCCGACGGUCUCGAGAUUGUAAUUACUCCCGAGACCAAGGUUGUGUACGGGGAACAUUUCAAUGUGUCAAAAGUGAGUGAGUUCUUGACCACAAGGAUUGGUAAACACGUCGGCGCAGGAGAGGAAGAGUGGAGCGACGUAAUGGUUGAGUUGCACGGAAGGUUGAUUGCCAGGGGUCGGAAGUAGGAAUUUUUUUUUGGAUUCAAUAGGACAAUGAGUUACGACGGGCUUGGGAACACGUCUGAAGGAGGCAACGGCGUUGGUUGGAAGAAAGAUACCUUGUUUGUAUACGUAAGGGAUUCAGUCAGCUCUUUGUUGACUGUACUGAAUAUCAUGAACACGACCUUGUCCUUUAUAGGGCUGAAACUUGAUUGCGCCGUUUGCUGUCUGGUGUUUGUCCCUGGUCUAACAUGGAAUUGGGCUCAGGCCAUGCAUG